Molecule: messenger RNA, 846 nt
Organism: Triticum turgidum subsp. durum (durum wheat)
Lineage: Eukaryota; Viridiplantae; Streptophyta; Magnoliopsida; Poales; Poaceae
Source: the annotation of a GenBank genome assembly
AUGUCGACCGUAGCACUGCUCGUACCACCACCAACUCUCGCGAGGCCCCCGGCUCUGCGCUCCCGUCACAUCGGCUUUCUCUCAAGAUCCUGCAAGCUCGGCUCGUCGCGAGUAACCGCCAUGUCGUCGUCGUCGUCCGAUCCGUCGCUGGCGACCGAGGCGCCCCAGGCGGCCGUCACCAGCGAGCGCAAGCUCAACCGCGACCUGCAGGAGCAGCUCGCCAAGCCAUAUCUGGCCAGAGCAAUGGCGGCGGUUGACCCGAGCCACCCGGAGGGCAGCAAGGGGAGGGACACCAAGGGCAUGAGCGUGCUCCAGCAGCACGCCGCCUUCUUCGACCGCAACGGCGACGGGGUCAUCUACCCAUGGGAGACCUUCCAGAGCCUGCGAGCAAUCGGGCUUGGGUCGCCUUCAGCCUUCGGAACAUCCAUACUCCUCCACCUCGUCCUCACUUAUCCUACUCAACCGGGAUGGAUGCCUUCCCCUCUGCUGUCGAUCCAUAUAAAGAACAUCCACAGGGGCAAGCACGGGAGCGAUUCUGAGACGUAUGACACAGAAGGGAGUUUUUCUUCCUCUGUGUGUAGGUUUGAACCAGCGAAAUUCGAUGCUAUAUUCAGCAAGUUUGGCAAAACUCGGCCAAAUGCUUUGUCAGAAGAUGAGAUUAACGCCAUGCUUAAAUACAACCGCAAUAUGUAUGAUUUCCUGGGCUGGGCCGCGGCCAACCUCGAAUGGAAGUUGCUGCACAAGGUGGCAAAGGAUAACGAAGGCUUUUUGCAGCGAGAAAUCGUGCGGGGCGCCUUCGAUGGCAGCCUGUUCGAGCGUCUGCAGGAAAGCAAGAAAUCUACCUGA